GAGAAGCAAAAGCGUUGAAAUUGAGAGCAAAGCUCUUGAGAGCAGUGAGUGGCCAUGGCUGCUGCAAUGGUAGCCUUCAUCUCUGGACCAAGCUCUCUUUCUCACUUGAGAGCAGUGCCAAAACAAGCGCUUCUUCAUCCCCUGAGGACCUUCUUCUCAAAGCCAUACCCUAACAAUCUCUUCCUGAGAAGCUCCUCAAAUGGGAUAAGGAGAAGAUCAUUCUUCAUCCCUAUCAGACCUUUCUCUCCUGUCAUGGAAUGGCAGGACUGCAGUGCUAAGCUUGACAUCGAUGUUCCUUGCUCGAUUGCGUUUCAGUGUUAUUCUGAUCGUGAAUCGAUCCCGAAAUGGAUGCCUUUUAUAUCUUCUGUGAAGGUUCUAAAAGAUAAACCUGCCCUGUCUCGUUGGUCACUGAAGUAUGAGGUACUUGGCCGCGAUGUUGAAUUUUCUUGGCUAGCUCGUAAUAUGCAGCCCAUUCCCAAUCAGAAAAUUCAUUGGCGAUCGCUGGAAGGUCUUCCCAACAGAGGUGCAGUUCGAUUCUUUCCCAAGGGACCAUCUUCAUGCAGUGUAGAGAUGAGCAUCUCAUAUGAAGUUCCUCAAAUUUUAGUUCCUGUCGCAUCGGCUCUGAAACCUCUGUUGGAAAGCUUGCUUUUGAAUGGUUUGGAACGUUUUGCAAAUGUUGCAAAAGACUACCAGAAAAAGACGUCUCUUCGCUGAAAAUUUGGUGCUGAUUUCAUCCAAGAUUUAGCACUUUGAUUCACAUAUUUCUCAAUGUUAUAUUAAAUUAAACAUGAACUCGUGAUUUUCGACGAUAACAUUGGAAUAUGUAUCUUUAAUACUUCUAAAUGUAAUGAUCUGGCAGGGGAAAUAAACCCCCUAUUUGUCCA
This is a messenger RNA of Dioscorea cayenensis subsp. rotundata (Guinea yam), 884 nucleotides long. RefSeq lists its product as uncharacterized. Bases 55 to 714 code for a protein of 219 amino acids. The record is from RefSeq and is a predicted model, not a curated record. The transcript has 7 exons. Lineage: Eukaryota; Viridiplantae; Streptophyta; Magnoliopsida; Dioscoreales; Dioscoreaceae.